Molecule: messenger RNA, 2142 nt
Organism: Daldinia decipiens
Lineage: Eukaryota; Fungi; Ascomycota; Sordariomycetes; Xylariales; Hypoxylaceae
Product: Microcystin LR degradation protein MlrC
Exons: 1
Coding region: 238-1752 (504 amino acids)
Source: RefSeq, a predicted model, not a curated record
GUUUACUAUUCGUACAUAAAUGGCUGACCUAGAUGAUAAUAUCGCUUAAGCGUAAUCCUAUUAGUCUUUAUUAAGCCUAGUUAUAGGUACAUUUAUACAUAACAUGUUCUGAUAGAAGAGCUUCCCUAUGCGGGGAAGCGGGGAAGAUAUCUCGUCAAGAAACCAACAGUCUUAUGCUAUGGUCUUUCUUUGGGACUUGGCCUGGCGUAAGAUUGGUACAAUACAUAAGGUAUAAUUAUGGCUCGUCGUCCAGUUGUCGCUAUCGCCGGUUUAGCCUGCGAAACAUCAACUUUCACACCAUCGAGGACCCUCGCGCCGGCAUUUCACCCCCGGCGUGGCACAGAGAUUAUAGACAAAUACCCCUUCAUUCAAGCCGGCACACCGCUAGGCGAUGCUAUUGAGUGGCGCGGUGCACUUAUUGGCCAUGCUUUACCAGGCGGUGUUGUGACCAGAGAUGCCUUUGAGUCGCUCUCUUCGGAGAUACUCAGCCGUCUUAAGGAGAUAGUGGCUGCAGUUAAACUUGACGGAUUUUGGUUCGAUAUACACGGUGCGAUGUGUGUUGAGGGUCUCGACGAUGCAGAAUACGAGUUACUAAAGCGCUGCCGUGAGGUCAUCGGAUCUGACGUCUUGGUGUCGGCGUCGAUGGACCUACAUGGUAACGUCUCGCGAGAACUGGCGCAUCAGACGGAUCUAAUCACCUGCUACCGCACGGCACCUCAUGUAGACGUUGCGGAAACAAAAGAGAGGGCUUGCAGGAAUUUGCUUAAGCUGCUUCGUCGACGGGCGAAUGGCGAAGAAACUGUGCGCCCGUUUAAGGCUUGGGUGCCGAUUCCGAUUCUACUCCCUGGAGAACAGACUUCCACGAGGGACGAGCCGGCUACACAUAUCUACGCCGCGGUGCCUGAGGUUGAGGCUGCGGAAGGGGUUUUAGACGCGGCUAUAUGGGUUGGCUACGCUUGGGCUGACGAGCCUAGAAACCGCGCUGCGGUUGUAGUAACUGGCUGGGACAGAGAGGCGACUGCCAGGGGUGCAGAGCGACUAGCACGGUUAUUUUGGGAUUCGCACAAGGACUUUACCUUCGUCGCACCUACGGGGUCAUUUAAAGAAUGCCUAGACGCGGCAUUGGCAUCGGAUAAACGCCCGUAUUUUAUCUCAGACUCGGGCGACAAUCCUACGGCCGGAGGUUCCGGAGAUGUGACCUGGGGCCUAACGCAGCUUCUCGCACGUUCGGAAUUCAAGUCGGAAUCAGGCCCGAAAGUCAUCUAUGCCAGCGUACCGGGCUCCGGAGCAGUCCAAAAGGCGGUCGAAGCAGGCGUGGGGGCGACGGUGACGGUGACAGUUGGGGCAGAAGUAGAUAAUAUCCAUGCUGGACCCAUCACUAUGACAGGACGAGUACAUUCGAUAAAAAAGGGCGACAGCCACGCAGAGAUUGAGAUGGUGCUGCAGGUUGGCAGUGUCUUCGCGAUCCUGACUAAACUGCGCAAACCGUACCACCAUGAAAGCGAUUUCACGGAAUUAAACCUGGCACCCCGGUCCGCAGAUAUCGUCAUCGUCAAAAUAGGAUACUUAGAGCCGGAAUUAUAUGAUAUGGCUGACGAUUGGAUGCUUGGUCUUACGCCUGGUGGUGUUGACCAAGAUCUAGAACGAUUGGGGCAUAAGCGGAUUAAUCGUCCGAUGUGGCCAUUCGACCGCCAGUUUGAGGACCCUGAUCUUUCUGCGAGGUUGGUUCCAAUGUCAAAUGAGCCGUUCUAGAGCUUGGGGGAACAAUUCUUAGCUGCGGUGAUGUAAAUGCGUAGAACCCGGGGGAUUCGGGAUGUUUACUGAGGUGUAUAAGGGUAUCUUUCGCUAGACACCUUAGGUAAAGAUAUAGACAGCUGCAUAAGGGGGGGAAGGGGAGGUGGGGGACUUGGAUGCAGCCUAUGUCAGCCUUAUCAGCUUACAUUAGGUACCUAAGGUAGGCAGGUACAAUACCUAUAGGUAGGCCGGACCUAGAGAAAGCAAUGGUCAGGGGUAACUCCGCUAGGUACAAUACCUGUAAGGGAUUUAACUUAUGUUAGUUAAGCCCUUUAGUUAAGCAGAUAGUGUAACCCCCCUAUGCAAGGCUCAUGCGAUAGAUACAUCAUUAAUACAUAACGUACCUAA